This is a messenger RNA of Salvia hispanica, 2822 nucleotides long. RefSeq names its product methylmalonate-semialdehyde dehydrogenase [acylating], mitochondrial-like. Gene Ontology annotation, molecular function: methylmalonate-semialdehyde dehydrogenase (acylating, NAD+) activity. NCBI's taxonomy places the organism in Eukaryota, Viridiplantae, Streptophyta, Magnoliopsida, Lamiales, Lamiaceae. Gene Ontology annotation, cellular component: mitochondrion. Gene Ontology annotation, biological process: L-valine catabolic process; thymine catabolic process. The record is from RefSeq and is a predicted model, not a curated record.
CCAGUUCCCCAUCCAUGCUUCCACUCUCUUUCUCUAAAAAAAUUUCACAAAAUUUAAAAGUAAAAGAAAAAGACAAAAUAAAUAAAGUAAACAGAAAACUGCCGAUUCACUUCCGACUCCGAAAAAUCAGCACUCCCCACCGCCGGUUUCAUCUCCGUCGCCGGUAAAUUUGUGCUCUCCAGGAUCUGCCCUGACCAGUUACAUGGAGUUUGAUGAAACUCCACAGAUGCUCCCACCUCCACCUGGGAGUUUCAUUGAUAGAGAAGAACUUAUUGAACAUGUUGGGGAGUUUGCCGUCUCUCAGGGAUAUGUUGUCACCAUUAAGCAGUCUAAGAAGGAGAGAGUUGUAGUCCUUGGUUGUGACAGAGGAGGUGUUUAUCGAGAUAGGCGCAAAACUAUUGAUGAGGCCACUGGUGAACCUCUGCGCAAAAGGAAAUCUGGUUCGCGACUGACAAACUGCCCAUUCGAGCUAGUGGGUAAGAAGGAGGAUGGCUUGUGGGUACUCACAGUUAAGAAUGGUUCACAUAAUCAUGAACCAAUGAAGGACAUAUCAGAACAUCCAUCUGCGCGGCGCUUCAACGAGAGAGAAGUCAUGCUAAUCAAGGAAAUGACAGAUGCAGGUCUGAAACCUCGCCAGAUACUUAAAAGACUUAGACAAACAAAUCCCGAGCUUUUAUCUACACCAAAGCAUGUUUAUAAUGUGAAAGCCAAGCUUCGGCAAGGGAAUCUUACAGUGAGGAGAUUGAAGACACUGAAAUCUCCUACAGCAGUUGAGGGAAACUCUGAACCUUCAACAUCUUCGGAGCCAUCAUGGAAGAAACGGUAUCCCCCGAGGGUCCCAAAUCUUAUUGGUGGUAGAUUUAUUGAUUCACAGUCAUCAUCAUCUGUCGAUGUGUUAAAUCCUGCCACACAACAAGUGGUUGCACAAGUUCCUUUGUCCACGGGUGAGGAGCUUAAGGCUGCAGUAUUUGCAGCGAAAAGAGCAUUUACAUCCUGGCGAAAUACCCCCGUUACUACUCGGCAACGAAUUAUGUUUAAGCUUCAAGAGCUUAUUCGACGUGAUAUUGAUAAGCUUGCCAGCUGCAUAACAUCAGAGCAGGGUAAGACAUUAAAGGAUGCUUUUAAUGAUGUCUCCCGAGGGAUUGAGCUUGUUGAACAUGCUUGUGGAAUGGCAAAUUUGCAUAUGGGGGACUUCUUCCCAAAUAUAUCAAAUGGCAUUGAUACUUAUAGCAUCCGUGAGCCCCUUGGUAUUUGUGCUGGGAUAUGCUCUUUCAAUUUUCCUGCCAUGAUUCCGUUAUUGAUGUUUCCGAUUGCUAUUACAUGUGGCAAUACAUUCAUAUUAAAACCUUCUGAGAAAGCUCCAGGAGCUUGUGUGCAUCUCUCCGAGUUAGCGGUGGAGGCUGGUUUGCCUAAUGGAGUCCUAAAUGUUAUACAUGGCACCAAUGACAUCAUUGAUGCCAUAUGCGAUGAUGAUGAAAUCAAGGCUGUGUCAUACGUUGGCUCAGAUGCACCUGGAAUGUAUGUUCAUGCAAGGGCAUCUGCCAACAGUAAACGUGUUCAGAGCAAUGUAGGUGCAAAGAGUCAUGUAGUAGUCAUGCCAGAUGUACAUAUGGAUACUGUUAUAAAUGCUUUGGUUUGUGCUGGCUUUGGCUCUGCUGUACAGAGGAGUACAGCAAUCAGCACUGUUAUCUUUGUUGGAGACUCUAAGUCUUGGGAAGGUAAGCUGGUGGAGCGUGCCAUGGCACUCAAAGUAGAUGCAGGGACUGAACCAGGAGUGGACCUAGGUCCAGUGAUCAGCAAGCAGGUCAAGGAAAGGAUAUGCAGGGUGGUCCAAACAUUUGUAGAUAAUGGUGCUCGAUUGGUUCUUGACGGGAGAAAAGUUGUGGUUCCUAAAUAUGAGCUUGGAAACUUUGUUGGUCCUACAAUUCUAACUGAUAUCACUGAAGACAUGGAAUGCUAUAAGGAAGAAAUCUUGGGUCCAAUUCUUCUUUGCAUGCAGGCUGGGAGUUUAGACGAGGCAAUAGGCAUUGUUAACAGAAACAAACAUGGAAACGGAGCGUCCAUUUUUACAUCUUCAUGUGCCACCGCAAGGAAAUUUCAGACUGAGAUCGAGUGUGGACAGGUUGGUGUAAAUGUGGCAGUUGCAUCCCCAUUGCCUCUUUUCUCUUUCACAGGUUCAGACGCUUCGUUUACCGGCGACAUCAACCAUUAUGGUAAAGCCGGUCUUCAGUUCUACACGCAGAUCAAAACCGUGACUCAGCAGUGGAAGGAUUUCCCCAGCAGCGGAGCAUCUUCUUCGCUACUUGCAUCAUAUGAUGCACGGAGCAACAGUGGAGACGUCCACGCAUUUCCAUCCAUCGACUUCACAAGCAACGACGUGUCGCUGGGGCUGCACUUGAGGGAUUUCUCGAAUGGGGAAGGGGUGCCUCUACCGCUCCAUGAUGAUCUCCCGAGUCAUGACGGGAUGUCCAUUCCAUUAGUAGCUUCAAAGGAUUUCCCGAGCAGUGAUGGUGAGUCUCUAGAACAAUCCCGAGAUCUUCCGAACAGCGACGGAAUGUCUUCGAUCCCGCAGUUGGAUGGCUCUCACUGGACUUUACACUUUUAGGUCAGUCACUUGAGCCUUUCGGUGGCUCGAUUUUUUGCCUUGGUGUUGCGUGUUGAUGAUUUGAAUUUUAUUUUGUUUGUAUUUGUGUUGAAGAGUAAGAAUUGGUGGUAGAUUAGUCUUGUAGAGUAUAUCUAUGUAUAUCAGUGUAUGUGGUUGUUGAGUGUUGAAUUAACUAACCCCCUUCGCCACUUAUUAAUAGUCUCGUUUAUGUUUUUCA